This is a messenger RNA of Botrytis cinerea B05.10, 1604 nucleotides long. RefSeq lists its product as hypothetical. NCBI's taxonomy places the organism in Eukaryota, Fungi, Ascomycota, Leotiomycetes, Helotiales, Sclerotiniaceae. The coding region runs from base 533 to 1465 and encodes 310 amino acids. The transcript has a single exon. The record is from RefSeq and is a predicted model, not a curated record.
GGUGCCAAAGUCACCAUUAUUUUUACUCCAAUGCAAUUUAACUGAAGACACGUUCGAGCGUUUCCACGACUGUCAAGGGGAGGAAUAGUAUAUUGAGCUUCUGAAUCUCUCUUAUGCCGCGAGACAUUCUGAAAUCGGUAAAAUUCAACAGAUAGAGACCAAAGAUAAUUCUUCGCACCAUCAAUCGGCAGUAUGACCAAACCGAAAGGAGGUUGUAAAUACGAUGGGGGGGGUUAGCGUGGAAACUUGGUGGGGGAAUGCAUGGACCACAAUAUCCAAUCCGAUCGAUAUCACUCCCUCCAAGCGGAAUUAGAUGGAGAUAAUGGAAUGUCUUCGUGGAGAUAUACUGUAAUUCCGAAACUCAAUGUGAGAUAUCAAGCGUUUGCCUCAGCUGUGUUUGACCUGACUGUCUUUAAACACACAUAUAUAUAUCCAGUAGAUGAUCCGUUCUUUAUUGUACACAUCACAUCCCACUUCUUCCCACACAUAUCUCUCUCUAUAGAAGCCUCAGAAUCAUUUCAUCGCGACAAUCAUGAGCAGAAAUCAACACAUUUUCAUGACCGGAGCCACUGGCUACAUCGGAUCUGUUAUAACUGAAUUUGCCAUUGCAGAAGGCUACACAGUCCAUGGACUUUCUCGAUCUGAAUCUGGAGAUGCCAAGUUGCUCAAAGCCGGAGCCGUGCCAAUUCGAGGCAAUCUUACUAACCUCGAUGUUCUCCGUCGCGAAAGUGCCGAAGCAGAUAUUGUCCUCCAUCUUGCGACUGAUUAUCAUAUUACCAAAGCCAACGCUAGCUAUGAUGCCGCGUGGCCAAUUGACAAGGCGGCAGUUGAAGCUAUCGCAGAUGGAUUGGAGGGUUCCAAUAAACCACUUGUUGUGACCGGUGGUACAUUAUUUGUCUCGCCAAAUCCAGAUGGUGGAGAGACUACGGAAACUUCUCCGGUAGAUCCAGAGCCUAUCAAUAAUCGUCAUCAAGCUGAAGCUCAUGCUCUCGAGCUGGCAAAGAGGGGAAUCAGAGUUAUCGCGAUACGAUUGGCACCAUGGGUUUUUGGGAGAGGGGGCAGUGGAGUCAAGCUAUUCACGGGUAUCUCCAAGCAGGCUGGCGAAGUGAUGUGUGUAGAUGGAGGCAAGAAUUUCACGACCACUGUUCAUGUUGAUGAUGCUGCACGACUCUAUUUGCUGGCUACCCAAAAAGCAAAAUCGGGAGAAGUGUUCAAUGCUAGCUCGGCUACGGAUGUUACUUUCCAUGAAAUGUGGGAAACUAUGGCCACGGCAUUGAAUGUGCCAUUGAAACAUCUUUCUACUGAGGAAGCCAUCGCUAAGCUGGGUCCGAUCAUUUCAAAAUUCAUCUCGAUGGAGAAUAGGGCAACGGGGGCGAAAGCUAGAGAUAUUUUAGGGUGGCAGUCCAAUGGAAUGAGUAUAUUGGAGGAGAUUUGUUUGACCUGUUCUCAAAGUCAGGAAGCUUAGUGGCUUUUCUUAGUGAUAUUGCAAUGGAAUUAUUAGUGUGCUGAGUAUAGUUAUGUCUAGCCAUAAAUCAGAUUGUUUUGAGAUCCAGGGGUGUACACAAAAUGAGAAGUAGUGAGUGAUAAACUUUAAAUUGUUCACA